This is a messenger RNA of Ixodes scapularis (black-legged tick), 930 nucleotides long. RefSeq lists its product as uncharacterized. The record is from RefSeq and is a predicted model, not a curated record. The transcript is spliced from 2 exons. Gene Ontology annotation, molecular function: nucleic acid binding. NCBI's taxonomy places the organism in Eukaryota, Metazoa, Arthropoda, Arachnida, Ixodida, Ixodidae. The annotation marks the transcript as partial.
AUGGAUCGGCUGGCGGAAAGCGUACUGAUAAGGAGAGCGUACAAAAACGCGCUGGGGCUACCGGAGCGUACGGCGACCGAGAAACUGCUUAAACUUGGGGUGCAUAACACCAUAGAAGAACUUCAUGAAGCUCAACUAGUGUCACAGCUGAAGCGACUCUCUUCCACAGUGAAUGGAGCGUGGCUUCUGGACAAACUGGGAAUGGCAGUACCCGGCGGUUCUCACGGGCCCGGAGACGCGGGGGAAGAGCUGCCGGCUGAGACCCGGCAGAGAUUCACGAUCAGUAGAAUCCCCCGCAACAUGCACCCGGAUAGGAAUGCGGAACGGAGACAAGCGCGAGCGGUGGCCCUAGCGCGUUCCUGGGACAGCAGAGAGGGAACCCUGUACGUGGAUGGGGCCGGUCCGGUGCUGGGGGUGGCUGCAGUAGCGGUGGCCAGUGCGCAAGGGCAGAUCAGACGCGUCGCCUCCAUACGAGCGCACACGGUUGAACAAGUGGAGGAGGCGGCCAUAGCAUUGGCGGUGGUUUGCAAUCCUCGUGCGACGAUAAUUUCGGAUUCACAAAGAGCUUGUCAAAACUUUGCGCGAUGGGUCCUGGGUCAACCAGCUCUAAGGCUCCUCCGCAAAACCGCAGUAGAGGGAGUACAUCUGAUCUGGACCCCCGGCCAUAUGGGGCAAGUCGGAAACGAGGCGGCGAAUGCUGCGGCCCGAGGUGCGUUAUACCGGGACUCGGUUCUGCCCCAGAGGGAUCUGGACAGUGCGCUCACUUACAGUGAGGCCUUAAAGGCUCUACGAACACAUAGGGCAGAAUAUCCUGGGCCGGCCAAAGGUCUCAGCAAAGAAGAAGAGUUCACGUGGAGACGACUUCAGACGGACACGUUCGUCACACCGAUCCAGCUACAUCUGUGGUACCCAGAGCGGUACGCCACGGCG